This is a messenger RNA of Osmia lignaria (orchard mason bee), 2557 nucleotides long. The record is from RefSeq and is a predicted model, not a curated record. NCBI's taxonomy places the organism in Eukaryota, Metazoa, Arthropoda, Insecta, Hymenoptera, Megachilidae.
AUGUUCUCCACUGUGAUGUUGGUGGUAAUAUUAUUACUCCUACUGUUUUAUCUGUCAUCAAGAAAACCAAAAGGAUAUCCUCCAGGCCCGAAAUGGUGGCCGAUUUUGGGUUGCGCCAUAGAGGUGGCUCACCUUCGCCAGAAAACUGGUUACCUGAUCAAAACCUUUUCUGCUUUAUCCAAAAAAUAUGGGCCAGUGGUCGGUCUGAAAAUCGGUACUGAUCGUAUCGUAGUAUUAAAUGACUAUAAAAGUAUCCGAGCGAUGUUAACGGACGAAGACUGCGAUGGUAGACCAACUGGUCCAGUAUAUCAAACAAGAACUUUUGGUUCAAGAAAAGGUCUAAUAGUAGUAGAUGGAAAUCUAUGGGUGGAACAAAGAAGAUUCGUUUUGAAACAUCUUCGUGAUUUCGGAUUUGGCCGCAAAAGUAUGGCCACGAUAAUAGAGGAAGAAGCAAUGUCGCUCGUCGGACACUUCAAAAAGUUAAUCGACAGCGAUUACAAUGAACGAAUCAACGAAUCUAAAAUACAUUGUAAUAAUAACGAGAACGUUGAUGGACAGAUAUACAAACUGAUAAAGAAGGACAACGUGGAUACAUCAAAGUCCACGGAUAAAUACAUAACAAAUAAAAAACACUUAAGAUCUUCAGAUAAGUACGCGAACAUGAUCGAUUACAUGGAGAUAAAAAAAAUGGAUCGAUCCUGUGAUGGAAUAGUUGUCCCAAUGCACGAUGCCUUUGGUGUCACGGUACUCAACACCCUAUGGAUAAUGAUGGCUGGUAAAAGGUUCAACGUUGACGAUCAGGAUUUGACUUAUUUGCAACAGAUUCUGGCGACACUUAUGAACGAAAUCGACAUGAUCGGUGCACCAUUCGGUCACUUCCCGAUAUUAAGGUUCAUCGCACCAGAAAUGUCCGGGUACAAAUCGUUUCUGGAGAUCCAUCAGAAGCUCUGGAAAUUUUUAAGGGAUGAAUUGGAUGGUCACAGAAAUACAUUUACACCAAACUCACCAAGGGACUUGAUGGACGUCUACCUGGAUGUUCUAAGUUCCAAGAAUUAUAGCAAUUCGUUUUCAGAGGCUCAAUUACUUGCAAUUUGCGUGGACUUGUUCAUGGCAGGCUCUGAAACAACGUCCAAAUCUCUUGGUUUCUGUUUCUUAAACUUGAUGCUGAAUCCGCAUGUACAGAAGAAAGCACACGAAGAAAUAGACAGAGUAAUCGGACGAAACAGACCACCCACUCUGGAAGAUAGAUCAAAAAUGACAUACAUGAAUGCAAUCGUCCUAGAAUCGUUAAGAAUAUUCAUGGGACGAACAUUAAACGUACCUCAUAGAGCGUUAAGGGAUACCUCGAUAUCGGGCCACAGGAUACCAAAAGAUACGAUGCUUAUCGUAAAUUUUGAAAGAAUAUUGAUGGGUGAAUCAUGGGGUGAUCCAGAAAACUUUCGACCAGAAAGAUUUAUCAAUGAAAGUGGUAACAUCGUUACGCCACAGACAUAUUUUCCAUUUAGCAUUGGAAGACAUCGUUGUAUGGGAGAAAACUUAGCCAGGAGCAACAUAUUCAUUAUAACCACUACAUUGCUGCAAGCAUUCACGUUUUCUCCAGUACCAGGAGAAGAGAAACCGUCUUCACAAGAUUUCGUCGAUGGUGUGACAGGUGGUCCUAAACCAUUUAGAGCAUUGGUUUCUUUGAGAACGUAACAAAAUAACAUAACAAAUUUUAAUCAAAUUCUGAUCAGGUUCUAGUUUUUAAUUUAAAAAAAGAAAAAAGCAACAUCGUAUAUAUGAUCAUUGUUAAAUAUAGAUUUUCUUUUAAACUGUUUUAUUAUGUAAAAUAUAAGGUAAAUUUGAGUAUACUUUUAAGUGUCUAUGAUUGGAGUACUCUUAUUGAGGAAUUGUUAAAAGUGUGCAAGUAAUGUAUGGUAUGUACUAUAAUAAUUUCUGAUAACAUGUUGCAUCUUGAUGUUCAGAAAAAUAUAUUUUAUUUUAUAUGAAAAUACAUGUAUGUGUAUAUAUUUAUACAUAUAUGUAUAUAAGAAGCUAUAUGAAAUAAAUAAUACAUGAACGAGAACAAUACAAAUUUCAUAUCACCGUUUGCUUUUUACAGUGUAACAAAUAUUCAAAUCUAGAUCUUCAAUAGUAUACUUUUAAUUAUAUAUUACAGAAAAUUGAUAAAUUGCACAUAAAUUACACAUAUUACAAACAUGUAUAUUUCUUCAACGAUUUUUUUCUUUUUUCAAAAUCUUUUUCUUACGAAAAGAUAAAUCACGUAUUUGUUUAAUUGGCCUUAUAUUUCUUAAAAUAGUCUGGCACUUCUUUUUAUCGCCAUGUUAAGUAUACGGCAUUCUUAUGAAUAUUAAUAAUCUUGUGCUUGAGAUUGAAAAGCCACAGAACUUACAAGAAACUCAUGAAAUUAUAAACUGUAUUUUGAUUUCAAAUAAACAAAAUAAUAUUUACUAGGCAGGUACUGUUUUAAUUAGAUGACUGACAAAACUGGUUCCGAAAUUGAACUCGGAAGAAAAAUAAAAUUUGUAUAAUAAAAAUAUAAUUUACAUUGUCCUAA